UAAGUUACAUGCUCAUCUCUUUCUAACAACAUAUGUUCUAGAACUACUACAGAAAGUAACUAAAUUGAGCCCGAUUCACUUUCCUUGGCCAAGACGUGAGAAAUGCAGAAUGUAGAUGUGUACUAACAAUAAAGAGAAACCUUUGAGCCGUGUGCCCUGGGAAGGAGUUAAUAAACCAUCCUUCAGCACACUUUACCAGUUUGGAAAUUUGGGAACUUCUUUUGUAGAGACAGAGGGAGGGGACUGGGAAUCGGUGGCAAUAAUUCUUGAAGCAACUUCAGGGCGGAUGUAACACUCAGUGUGACUGGGCACCUCUUCCCUCUCCAAGUCUAACCUCUCUCUUUCCUCUCAGUCUAUUCUGCAUUGUGGAGCUAGGGACCUCCAGGUGCUGGUUCCAAGGGAGUUUGAACAAGGGCGGGGGCGGCAGUCUGUGCGAGUCCUGGUCCAGGAGGCGGGUGCAGGCGCAGCGAGACAGCGAGAGCUGCCAAGCUCAACUGUGAGCAUUUUCCCUUCCUGAAGUCGAAUUUCUCACGUGUAGACCGACCGGGAGACUGAAACAACUGCUGCUGCAUUAUCAGCUGAGCCGGCUCUGCGCCUCCCAGGUGUACCAGAAACUACAGGAGGUCAAAACCUAAAGAAGGAGGAGCGGAAAAAUUGGAUCAUGAGUGACAGAUGGGGACCAGAGAGAAGUGGGCGGAAACCUUAAGACUGGUACCGGAGACACGCUCUUCCACGUGCACCCCCCCAAAAGAACACCCCAAAGUGAAGAAUUUACAGUAAAAGAGCAGUGACGCUUCUAAAUCAAGUUAGAAGGGACUCAGACCAGGCUACCAUAGCCUCCGUUUCAGAACUUUAGGUGUGCAGAGGGGACAAGUGAGUGUGACGAUUCCCUUUCUUUCCCAGGGCUAAGAGUCAUCUUCUCCCUGCUCCUCCCUCCCUUGCCCCCCACCCCCACCCCCAGGAGCCUCCAGAUGUUGAAUCAGUUACACCGUCUGGGCUGGGGAACCUCAAUUACAAAGUUAAGGGCAUUGGCUACCUACAUCUAGAAAGGGCCACCAGGACCGGCAGUGUGUCCUGGGGUUGUACAGGCCUGGACCACACAUGACCGGUUCCCUGUGCGCUACCACUCCUGCGCUCGGAGCCUCCUCUCUCUACCGCGCACUCGCAGCUCCCUAGCGACGCCGCGGAAAGCGAGCUGGGGGGUGGAGAGAGAAGGGGUGCGCGAGUGGGAGGCUUCUCCCUCGGGAGCCUGGGAGAUCCCCGGGCCGUGCCACCGCCCUCGCUGGCACCCAGGCUUCCACCAGCGCCUUCCCAACUUGGUGGUGCUUUCAGGCCAAGGCAGCCGGGAUGGAGCUGUCUCCCCGCAGGCGGCCCCUGCUGGACUCCUCAUCUCUGGACAGCGGCUCCCUGACCUCGCUGGACUCCAGUGUGUUCUGCAGCGAGGGCGAAGGGGAGCCCUUAGCGCUCGGGGACUGCUUCACAGUGAAUGUGGGCGGCAGCCGCUUCGUGCUCUCGCAGCAGGCGCUGUCCUGCUUCCCGCACACGCGCCUGGGCAAGCUGGCCGUGGUGGUGGCCUCCUACCGCCGCCUGGGUGGCCUCGCUGCCGCGCCCAGCCCCCUGGAGCUUUGCGAUGAUGCCAACCCGGUGGACAACGAGUACUUCUUCGACCGCAGCUCGCAGGCGUUCCGCUAUGUUCUGCAUUACUACCGCACCGGCCGCCUGCACGUCAUGGAGCAGCUGUGUGCACUCUCCUUCCUUCAGGAGAUCCAGUACUGGGGCAUCGACGAACUCAGCAUCGACUCCUGCUGCAGGGACAGAUACUUCAGAAGAAAGGAGCUGAGUGAAACUCUAGACUUUAAGAAGGACACAGAUGACCAGGAAAGUCAACAUGAGAGUGAACAGGACUUCUCACAAGGACCUUGUCCCACUGUCCGCCAGAAGCUCUGGGAUAUCCUGGAGAAACCUGGGUCUUCCACAGCAGCCCGAAUCUUUGGGGUCAUCUCUAUCAUUUUUGUGGCAGUAUCCAUUGUCAACAUGGCCCUGAUGUCAGCAGAGUUAAGCUGGCUCAACCUGCAGCUGCUGGAGAUCUUGGAGUAUGUGUGCAUCAGCUGGUUCACCGGGGAGUUCAUCUUGCGCUUCCUCUGUGUAAAGGACAGGUGUCGCUUCCUGAGGAAGGUGCCCAACAUCAUAGACCUCCUUGCCAUCCUGCCCUUCUAUAUUACUCUUCUGGUGGAGAGCCUAAGUGGCAGCCAUACCACACAGGAGCUAGAAAACGUAGGGCGCCUGGUCCAAGUUUUGAGGUUGCUCAGAGCUCUGCGCAUGCUAAAACUGGGCAGGCAUUCCACAGGACUACGCUCACUUGGGAUGACAAUCACCCAGUGCUAUGAAGAAGUCGGCUUACUGCUCCUGUUUCUAUCUGUGGGGAUUUCUAUAUUUUCAACAGUUGAAUACUUUGCAGAGCAAAGCAUUCCUGACACGACCUUCACAAGUGUUCCUUGUGCGUGGUGGUGGGCCACAACAUCCAUGACUACAGUGGGAUAUGGUGACAUUAGACCAGAUACCACCACAGGCAAAAUUGUGGCUUUCAUGUGUAUCCUAUCAGGAAUCCUGGUCUUGGCCUUGCCUAUUGCUAUUAUUAACGAUCGUUUCUCUGCUUGCUACUUUACCUUGAAACUAAAGGAAGCAGCUGUUAGACAGCGUGAAGCUCUGAAGAAGCUCACCAAGAAUAUAGCCACUGACUCAUAUAUCAGUGUUAACUUGAGAGAUGUCUAUGCCCGGAGCAUCAUGGAGAUGCUUCGAUUAAAAGGCAGGGAAAGAGCAAGUACUAGGAGCAGCGGUGGUGAUGAUUUCUGGUUUUAAAUUCACCUUCAAGUUAUUUGCAAAAUACCUGUACAUUUAUCUGGAUUGAUUCAGCCUUGCUACUAUGGAUGUCUGUGCAUUGAUGAUGAGUCUGUUGAGAAUUACUCAUCUUAAUUGUUUCUGAUGUAUUGGUUUAUAUUUUACAUCUCCCAUGGCAACUAUAUAUUAUUUUGACACACUUAAGUCUCCAACAUAGACAAUUAGUACAACCAAAUACAAUUGAAUCUGAAUUUUCAAAUCUUUAUAAUUUCAAUACAUUAUCAAAGUCAAAACAUUCAUGUAUCAUUAGUUUUAGAAGAUUUCUGCAACACUAGAUAUUUUUAAACAGAAGUUAAACUGCAGUUUAGAGAAAAGAUGAGAGAACAUUUUAAAAACACAUUGAACUUCUUUGCUAUUUAAAGAUACUCUCCAAAUAAAUUACUCCUUUCUCCAUCAGUUAAAGCUGUUAAGUAUAAAUUAGCUUUCCAAGAGAACACUCUGUCUUAGUGGUCAAAGAUUGUGCCUCUAUUUUCCAUCAAGUAAAAAGCACUAGGGCCAAAUGAUCAGAGGUCUGUAUCCCACCACUCCUGUCGCAGGUGGAGACCUCAAGCUACUGAGAGGGCAGUGGGUGAGUGUUGCACAGGCUUCAAGAGCCUGCACAGCUUCAUCUUCCCAGCUGAGUGGAAGCAGCAACGUUUUCAGUUCUCCAUGAAAAUUAGAUGGUUGUAAAAUGUCUCAUUAUGGAUGUAUUGUUUAAGUUAUGCCUUUCAAAGCAUGAAUAUGUAAAAGCAAAGUAGUGAAAAAUCCUAAAUUUAUACACUAAACUGAGUAAAUAGCCUUAUUUCACAAAUGAGAAUAUGUUGAAUGACAACAUUUAAUGAACUUGAAGAUCUUUUAUUUGUUAACAAAAAAAUAUUAUGGACAGCUUCUGACUGUUGGAGUAAAUAACAAAUGUUCAGAUUUUGUAGGCAUUUUGACAGCAUUUUGACAUACACUAUAGUAAUAAAAUUCUUAGAAAUUCUGGCAUAUAAUUAAAGCCAAAAUUUUAAAGUUAAGAAACAAGUCUGAUUCUAAGUACCUUGAUGAUAUUUUCAAAAGAAUAACAAAUAAUUCCCUUAAAACCUACUUUCUUGAUGUAUUCAA
Nannospalax galili (Upper Galilee mountains blind mole rat) is the source of this 3981-nucleotide messenger RNA. It is a transcript of the gene Kcnv1, whose product is annotated as potassium voltage-gated channel modifier subfamily V member 1. Gene Ontology annotation, cellular component: membrane; voltage-gated potassium channel complex. The record is from RefSeq and is a predicted model, not a curated record. Gene Ontology annotation, molecular function: protein binding; voltage-gated potassium channel activity. NCBI's taxonomy places the organism in Eukaryota, Metazoa, Chordata, Mammalia, Rodentia, Spalacidae. The transcript has 4 exons. Gene Ontology annotation, biological process: potassium ion transmembrane transport; protein homooligomerization. Bases 1348 to 2859 code for a protein of 503 amino acids.